AUGGAAUACUUUUCGUCAUCUGCCGUUUAUGGUCUUUAUGAUUUCUUUGAGUAUGGCGCUCUUCAAUAUCUCGUCAGGAUAAUAGCUCCUCGAAGCAAACUGGUCACGAGGAUGAUUCUUGCCUUGUCUGCUAGUGAGAUGCACAAAAGCGGGUUGCUGGAUAACAAUAAUUCACUAGCGAGGCGUGGAAUCGAUGAGGGUCUAAUAUACUACACACAAGCCCUUCAGGAGCUUAUGGAGGAUAUCUCGACACCAACACAAGGAGACCAGAUUGAUGCGAAGCUGGCUGCUUUGAUUUUCAUGAUUCACUAUGAACUCCAAUUUACGGGCUCGAUUGAUCGCAUGCAAAUCCACCUGCGAGGAUUCUGGGCAUUGAUGAGUAGUCAUUCCAUGUUUGAAGGGCGACAAGCAAACCGUGGGCAGUUGGAUUCUACUCCUCAAUUGGUUUUAUCUUGCCAGUUAAUUGGCUGGGCACUAUAUCUCGAUAUCGCAGCCACCACAGUCUUUGGAGCAUCUUCAUCCCUUCUCAAAUUGGUCCUCAGCUCCGAUAACCCAGCGCUAAACACCGCACGCCUUCUUAGAUUAUCCCGACUUGGAGACCGUUGGCUUUGGGGGCAAUCCCUGCCACACGAUGAUCUGCUCGCUGAGGAUGAAUUGUACAGAGCAGUCGAGCUGGGAUGGCAAGUGAUGUUGACGCGUUUCACCAUUUGGGACUUGAAGUCAACAGGCAAGCUUUCCGAUGCGGACAACAUUGUGCCUUCCUCGUCCAUACUAGACCAUCUUCUAAAUCUGCGGGAGAAAUAUCGAGACGUCCUGAAUAAAGCCGAUGAAGCCACCAAAAGUCAAGACCGAUGGACAUCCAACACCGAAAUACUCACACGGUUCGCAGCCUUCUACUGGGCUAGUAUACUCUUCCAUAACCGCACGCUCAACGAGCAUCACCACCCUUCCUCAACCCCGCAAUACGGUCUUUAUCAAGAAGCUAUGUCUAACCUGAUCAAGCUUCUGUACUACCGUCACAAACUAAACAGCGAUCUUCCGAAACAGAGUCGCGUGGUUUGGUGUUAUUUUAUGGCUGCUGUUGAAACGCGGGAUCCUGUUCAUCGGGAGUGGCUGGUGGAGAGGCUGGCAGAGGUUCAAGAUCCAAAACCAAAGUCGGACAAAGCGAUAAUGGUUAUCGGGGUUGAUUUCGGCACCACGUACUCUGGAUUUGCUACUGCAAUGGCCGGAACAAAAUACAACGAUGUCGUCGUUAAUAAGAGCUGGCCAAACUGCGCAGGACACCAAGAGAAAGUCCCAUCGAUGAUUUCAUACAACAUGAGAAACCCUUCACAACGGAAAGUCACGGCAUGGGGCUACGGAACAAAGUCCUCCGAACAUACCUAUACAUGGUUCAAAUUAGGACUUGGAAAUAAUCAGAUCCAAGAAGAAUUCGAUGAUGAGCUUUUAUAUGAAGGAUUAGGUUCAAUCAAAUGCCCUGAUAACAUGUCUUACAGGGAUCUUACAACGGACUACCUACGCGUUUUCUACGAGCAUAUGAUGGCAAAAAUAAAAACGCGAGUAGGAGAACCGACUUUCGAACUGCUUGCCUUUCAUUUUGUUCUUGCCGUUCCAGCGGGAUGGUUGGACGAAAAGGGGGGUCGUAAUAUCAAAUCCUGUGCCGAAGAGGCAGGAUUCACUCAACGAGAGGGUGAUACGAUAUCAUUGAUAGCGGAGCCUGAAGCAGCCGCAUUAGCUGCAUUUCAUUCGUAUGAUUCUACUCUUGAAAGUGGCCGCAUAUUCCAGUCUGACCAGCUUGAUACAAACGUUAUGAUUGUUGACAUGGGCGGAGGAACCGUUGACCUCAUCACCUACACAAUCAAACAGCUGAAACCGUUCAGCGUUGCAGAGGCAUGUGUGGGAUCCGGCGCUAAGUGUGGCUCAAGUACAAUUGAUCGACAUUUUCAGAAGAUGAUGGAGGAGCGCUUCGGAGGCACAUACACGACCAAACCAUCGAAGUUCAUAGGGCCAAAAAGUGUUUUUAUGAAUGAGUUUGAGAGCUUGAAACGACGCUUUGAUAUGGAUACGGACACUGAUGUCCUGCCACUAGUUAUGGAUCUGGAAACCAGUGAAUACUAUGAUGCAGACGAUGCUGAAGUCAUCUUAACAAGCACGGACUUGGCGGAAUUAUUCAAACCUGUUCUCGAAAAUGUGAUAGGACUCAUCAAAGAACAAGCCGUCAGAACUAAGGCUGAAAAUGAAUUUCCAAUAUCCGCAAUUCUUCUCUGCGGAGGACUGGCUGAGUCCAAGUAUAUUCAGUCUCAACUCAAAACUUUUUGUCAGGAAUUCAUCCCCUGCGCCCAGGUCAUCGUACCCCCUACUCCAUGGUCCGCAAUUUGUUGCGGCGCGGCUAUGCGCGAAUCUGGCAAAAGCUUCAUUUCAAGUCGACGAGCCAGACGAAGUUAUGGUACAGUGCUACUAGAACCCUUUAUUGAAGACGAGCAUGGAGAAGAGGAUGCUACGGAACACCCGGAACUUGGAACUAUGGUCCAGAAGAUGUUCUGGCACGUUAAAAGAAACGAGAAGUUGCUCUCACGUGAACAGUAUCGAUGGCUCAAGAAUGCCACUCUACAUGUUGGCGGCAAAUUCGGAUAUCAGGGGGUCAUUGAAAUCUACCAGAGCGACAACGUCGACGCCCCAGUCUGGAAGUCUGCCAAGGGAGUCAGACGACUUGGUCAUCUACCAAUCGACCUCUCAGACCUUGGUAGGGUUUCUAAGAGAAAAAAACAGGCAUCGAUCAGCUAUAUUCCCGGAAGCUCGAACGAAACCGAAUCAGUGAAGGUUGAGAUCGGUCAGGUGAUUAGAGACUUCAUGACCGUUGAAUUUGUCGCUCGAGUUGGUAGCAAAAAAGUCGGGCUCGCUUCCUUCGAGUAUGAGCCUAUAGCGAAUGGUGAAGAUAGCGAGGAUGAUAAUCCUGAUUAUUGGCUACACCAGCGGUUCAAUGCGGAAUGA
Talaromyces amestolkiae is the source of this 2991-nucleotide messenger RNA. RefSeq lists its product as uncharacterized. Gene Ontology annotation, molecular function: ATP binding; ATP-dependent protein folding chaperone. The record is from RefSeq and is a predicted model, not a curated record. The transcript is spliced from 12 exons. Lineage: Eukaryota; Fungi; Ascomycota; Eurotiomycetes; Eurotiales; Trichocomaceae. Bases 1 to 2991 code for a protein of 996 amino acids.